AUGGAGAAUUCAAGCAAUUAUCACUUACUAUCGAAGCUUUCAAGGUUACGAAAGAAACCGCAGCAACCACUAACCGAUCUAACGGAACUAUAUGGUAGAAUAGCUAAUGAGAGCAUCUAUUUUUUGAAAUUGGAGGAAAUAGGCGAUUAUAGAGCUGCAUUGCAGGGUUGGAAAGCGCUGAAUACCGAUGCAAUGUAUCGGUUGACACUGAUAGAUCAUGAACAUCCUGACGUUUCAUCAUACACAAGAGAAGAGACGAGCAUAAAAUCUGGUGUACGAGAGUUGUACCAUAAAAGUUUAAAGCAUUUGGAAAGAGUCAAGAAAUUAUGCGAUGAAGAUCAAUCGAAGCAAUCGAGUAAUGGGCCCAGAGAAACUAUUCAGCAUAAAGUGCAUGAAAAUUCAUCCUUUGUCAAGAGACCUCAUUUGCAACAUACACUUAAUGGAUCCUCGAGGAAAAUGGUAACAACCCUGCGAGACGGCGGGCCAAGAGGCUUGUCAUCAUCUCUGCGCUCUCGUAAUUCAUCUGAGUCGAAAAGAGUACCUGCUGCAUCUAGUUCUCAAAAUAGAGUUAAUUUCACGGCAUCAAAGCCAUUGGUAAAAUCAAAUGCAUCUUCGAUAAAUGAUGGCGAGAGCACAAAUGAACGAUUUGAAGGCUUUGACAACGAAACAGAUUUGAUUGAUCUAACGCAAACAAGUGACGAAGAGGUGUUGAGUACUGGGAAGGAGAGCGCACAGGCGAGCCUCGAGGAUGAUCCUUUUGACUUCGAUUUUGAAGAUUAUUAUGGCGACGAUGACAAGACAAACGGUGCCAAUGACCAGGAUAAUGAAGAAACAAGGAGGCUGGAAAUUUUUGGACACAUAGAACGUCAGAUUUCAAAUAUGUCAAUGAAUUCACCACCUAUGGUGCCCGCUCCAAGUUUGCCGUCUCAGGACAAACCGACUACUCCGAGAGAAAGACCCCCUGUUCCAACCAACCAGCCUCCUAUUCCAACCAAUCAACCACCUACCUCAACUAAUCAGCCGCCUGUACAUACUAUUAGAGCAUCCAUCGAUCCAGCUCCCAAAACUGCAAGUCGGCCUGGGCAACCCUUUCAAAAAUCGCAUAACAGUACAGGAGCUUUGGUCCCUACCAAUUCAAGCAAAACCGGUUCAAAGCCAAGACCUGCUGGAAAACUGAACCUUCCAGCUAACACGAAAGCUACAAAAUCUACUCCAACGUUGGUCAAUAGACAAAAAAUCAUUCAAGCCCCUACCCAACCAUCAGCAGGCCCGACAAGACCUCAAACUGCAUCUACAGCUGCCAAGAGAGUGCUCGGAUUAUCGACAGAGCCAACACAUAGGGCAAAGCCUAAUCAGCACGCCAGACAGCCAAUGUCAAAGAGAGCUCCUGUUAGCACAGCCAAAAGACCUCCAACUGCCGCAAAGCCUCCAUUGACGAUUGCAGCAGACAAAAAAGAAGCUCAAGAAAGCUAUAUCCAUGCAAAUAGUAGAUCGUCGAAGGACAGAUCAAUCUCACCAUCAUCGGCAUCCUCGGAGUCCUUGCCAUCCAGUCGACAAAGACCCAACAGUGAAACCAAAGAGACCGCAAAUCCAGCACCCAGCGUAGUAGCUCCACCAUUGCCCUCUUCUGAAAGUGGCACCGAGAACGAGCAAGAUGGAUUGAAGGAGAUGUUGGAAGAAGAGAUCAUAAACUCGCUUCGAGGUGUGGAUAAGACUGCCGCCAAGCAAAUAUUUGCCGAGAUUGUUGUUCAUGGCGACGAAGUGCAUUGGGAUGACAUCGCUGGCUUGGAAAGUGCAAAGAGCUCUUUAAAAGAAGCCGUGGUUUACCCGUUCCUGAGACCAGAUCUUUUCCGAGGCUUGAGAGAGCCCGUGAGAGGUAUGCUAUUGUUUGGCCCCCCUGGAACAGGUAAGACGAUGUUAGCUCGUGCUGUAGCCACUGAAUCACAUUCGUACUUUUUUUCCAUUAGUGCUUCCAGUUUGACUUCCAAAUACCUAGGUGAGAGUGAAAAAUUGGUGAGAGCGCUAUUCGCAGUGGCCAAGAAGCUAUCACCCUCGAUCAUUUUCGUUGACGAGAUUGACUCUAUUAUGGGUAGUCGUAAUAGUGAAGGCGAGAACGAAUCCAGUAGAAGAAUCAAGAACGAGUUUCUCAUUCAGUGGUCCUCUCUUUCAUCGGCAGCUGCAGGAAACAAUAAAGAUGAUGCUGGUGACGAAGAUGAUGAGAGAGUGCUAGUUUUAGCGGCGACAAAUUUACCGUGGUCGAUCGAUGAGGCCGCAAGAAGAAGAUUCGUAAGAAGACAAUACAUUCCGCUGCCAGAACCGGAAACGAGAAGCGUGCAUCUGAAGAGACUACUUUCACAUCAGAAGCACACUCUAACCGAGGAAGAUUUCAUCACUCUUCUAACCUUAACAGAAGGGUUUUCAGGAAGUGAUAUAACAUCAUUAGCCAAAGACGCAGCAAUGGGACCAUUACGAGAAUUAGGUGACAAGCUAUUACUGACGCCGACGGAAAGCAUACGUUCCAUGGCGUUGAAGGAUUUCCAGAGCAGUCUCAACUACAUUAAACCCUCAGUAUCACAAGAAGGUCUUGAGAGAUACGAAGAUUGGGCAGCAAAGUUUGGAUCCUCGGGCAUAUGA
This is a messenger RNA of Torulaspora delbrueckii, 2634 nucleotides long. RefSeq names its product putative AAA family ATPase SAP1 (gene SAP1). The transcript has a single exon. The coding region runs from base 1 to 2634 and encodes 877 amino acids. Gene Ontology annotation, molecular function: ATP binding; ATP hydrolysis activity. The record is from RefSeq and is a predicted model, not a curated record. Lineage: Eukaryota; Fungi; Ascomycota; Saccharomycetes; Saccharomycetales; Saccharomycetaceae.